Megachile rotundata (alfalfa leafcutting bee) is the source of this 2134-nucleotide messenger RNA. It is a transcript of the gene lov, whose product is annotated as BTB/POZ domain-containing jim lovell protein. The record is from RefSeq and is a predicted model, not a curated record. Gene Ontology annotation, molecular function: protein binding; DNA binding. Gene Ontology annotation, cellular component: nucleus. Gene Ontology annotation, biological process: regulation of transcription by RNA polymerase II. NCBI's taxonomy places the organism in Eukaryota, Metazoa, Arthropoda, Insecta, Hymenoptera, Megachilidae.
GUCGCCGACGCCGCUGUGCCGCACACGCAACUCACACGAUACGGAGAACAGUGCCGUUCAAGAUAGUGUCGAAGGGAAGAGAUCGUUCAGGAUACGUGCGUGGCCACGUGCGUGCGUGCAUGGAAGAGAGAAACGAGAGGAGGAGCUCGUGGUACGAAGGAGAAGCAAGCGGAGCAUCAAGGUGGCUCCGCUAACGGCACGUGCGGCGGUGAAAAAAUGUCGAGCGCCGCGGACAGUCCUGAUGGGAUGGCUUUGCAGUCGCACUAUUCCUUACGAUGGAACAAUCAUCAGACACACAUACUACAGGCUUUCGAGGCGUUGUUACACGCGGAGAUACUCGUCGACGUGACCCUGGUCUGCGCCGAAACCAGCCUCAGGGCGCACAAGGUCGUCCUUAGUGCCUGCAGUCCCUUUUUCGAGAGGAUAUUUGCGGAGCAUCCCUGCAAACAUCCGGUGAUCGUGCUGAAGGACUUUCCGGGCCACGAGGUAGCGGCGUUGAUCGACUUCAUGUACCGUGGCGAGGUGAGGGUCGGUCGCGAAGAGCUUCCAGGACUGAUGAGAGCAGCGGAGAGUUUGCAAGUGCGUGGAUUAGCGUCGUCGGAGCCGAGGCCGGCGUCCCCGCCGGAUACACCGACUGCGGACCUACUCCUUGGGGCGCCGUCGACGCCCGAAGGUGCCCGGCAAGGCACCCCCGAAGAGGACGACAAUGCGUCGGAGAGUACGGCGCCGCCGUCCACGCGGGAACCAUCGUCGGUGACGACGACCACUAUAUUUCACCCUGCGAGGGACCAUCGCGACAGGUUACCGCACAUGGGUCAUUUGCACUUCGGUAUGCGUGAACUGCGGGAGACCUGCGGAUCGCCGUUGUUACCUCGACGGAAACAGGCUCGACCCCGAAGAAGAUCCGGCGAGUUAGUGCCGCAGGACCUUAGCCGACCCCACGCGCCACCGAGCCUGAGCCCACCGGCUAAUGGGCUGAAUUUGAGCAGUGGUCAACAACAGUCGCAACAGCAACAACAACAACAGCAACAUCAGCAACAAUCCUCGACGAGCCAACAGCACCAAGAGGACAUGGCGGAGAAUCUCUCGAUGAAGAGGACGCACCCGUACCAACAACAGCAACAACAACAACAGCAACAGCAGCAGGACUCUCCGUUAGCGCCACGACGUACAUCCGUCACGGCGAUGUUCCCAUUGGACGGAGUUGCGUCCCUAGGCGGUGGACUGUUCCCUCACGCGGGCGCCCUUGAUAGGGGAUCUCUUCUAGCGGACCUGCACGAUAGCUUUAAGCCGGAAACGUUGCACGGCCUGUUCGGCGCGGCGGGUCUCGGAGGACAUCACCCGGGGAAAAAGCCAAAGAAACACAGAGGCGACGGUGACGCACCGCGCAGGUGGGGCGACCAUGGGAGCCGAGGUUUGCCCGUUGGAAGACCAAAGGGUCAACACAGUGCGCCCAGAGGAGGACCACCUAGGUCGUGGACGAACGCGGAGCUAACUGAGGCGCUUCAACACGUGUGGAACAAGAAGAUGACGACGUCGCAGGCAAGUAGGAUCUUCGGCAUCCCGUACAACAGUCUGCUGAUGUACGUGCGAGGGAAAUACGGGAAAAGUUUGAAGCUCGAGCAACUGAGGAGGGACUGUACGGGUGCGACCACCGGGGAAGUGGUAAUGAACUCGCUGAACAAUAACGUCAAGGCUGUCCAACCGCCUACGCAAAUGACCCAUCCUCUCGCCGGCCUACCGCCGCAUCCAGGCGAUGACGGGGGAUUCCCUCAUCAUUCGUUGUUGGCCGGGAAUCUGCCGCAGGGUUUCUUUCCCGAUUUCGCCGCUGCUGCGUUCCCAGUGCCCGUUAGUAUGGUGCAUCUGCUACCACCCAGUGAACAGAAACCCUUCGAGUCGCCCGCGAAUCCUGGUGGCGGUGCUGGCAGUGGUGACCUGUCCACGACGCGGAGUCGUUCGCCCUCGCCCGUCGAUCAUCAUCAUCAUCAUCACGAGUCGCUGCAGCCGCAACCGCCCCAGUCGGCGCCCGCGCUACUUCAGCAAAACGGCUCGGAUUAAAUGAGACGUCGUAGGUGCUCGUCAUCCUCGUUGAAGGACCACAGACGCGUGGGCGUCCGACUCGACUAAAACGCUC